Molecule: messenger RNA, 1214 nt
Organism: Exophiala mesophila
Lineage: Eukaryota; Fungi; Ascomycota; Eurotiomycetes; Chaetothyriales; Herpotrichiellaceae
Exons: 2
Coding region: 116-937 (273 amino acids)
Biological process (GO): cell morphogenesis; actin cytoskeleton organization; barbed-end actin filament capping
Cellular component (GO): cytoplasm; actin cortical patch; F-actin capping protein complex
Molecular function (GO): actin filament binding
Source: RefSeq, a predicted model, not a curated record
CACCAUGCCAGUCACUACGUUGGUACCCGACAAAUCAUCCCAUAUCGUUGAACCAACUCCUUUUGCUUUUUGAGUACUGCAAGCGAGGUUUUUUUUACGUCGACACGGGAGCAUCAUGGCGGACGAUGCACAGUUUGACGCAGCAUUAGACCUCCUCCGGCGAUUAUCCCCCCUCUCCGUUGCCGACAACCUCAAAGCCAUCACAUCACUUGUCCCAGAUCUAGAAGAGGACUUGCUAUCAUCAGUCGACCAACCUCUGACUUCGGCUCGAUGUAAAAAGACUGGACGAGAUUACUUGCUAUGCGACUACAACCGAGAUGGCGACUCAUACCGCAGCCCCUUUAGCAAUGAAUUUGACCCUCCUCUAGAUGAUGCCACGUAUCAGAGCGAUCGAGUGAGAAAUAUGGAAAUCGAAGCCAAUGGUGCAUUUGAAGUGUACAGACAAUUAUACUAUGAGGGUGGCACUGGCAGUGUCUACUUAUGGGAUCUGGACGAUGGCUUCGCUGGCGUUGUCUUGCUCAAGAAGAGCGUCAACAAAGAAGCUGGCUGGGAUAGUAUCCAUGUCUUCGAAGUUGACGAGCGGAGAGGAACUGGACGCACAUGUCAUUACAAGCUGACAAGUACUGUCAUCCUGCAUCUCGGCAGACAGAACGAUUCGGUGGGAUCUUUAAAUCUGGCAGGGAGCAUGACUAGACAAGUUGAGGCUGAUCUGGUGGUGGAAAACAUUGGAUCACAGGGCAAGGAUGGCGGUCAUGUCGUCAACACUGGCCGCUUGGUGGAAGACAUGGAGGGUAAAAUGAGAAACAUGUUACAAGAGGUGUACUUCGGCAAGGCCAAGGAUGUUGUGGGCGAUCUGCGAAGCGUGGCACCAUUGACCGGUGUCAAUCGCGAGAGACAGGCCCAGAGAGACAUGAUUUCCAGCAUGGCUGGGAAAUGAAAGCGACAGGAUGUGAUGAAGGAAUUUGGCGUCGAUGUGGCGUUACAUACGACGUCUGUCACCAUGCAUAUCUCGCUCAAGGUCAGUAGAUAACCAGGUCAUUAUACGACAACUUGCAAAAGCAAUCAGCUGGGUUGGUGCCUUCCAAUGACCAAGUAGUUGAGAUUGCGGUCGCACUUGCCGUUUUAACAAACAACCAGAUUAGUUAGACAGGCACAUUCAUGAUCUGGAAAUCAGGCAGGCGCCAGGCACAUAAUACAUGCACCUGCACCACUAC